Molecule: messenger RNA, 2043 nt
Organism: Gigantopelta aegis
Lineage: Eukaryota; Metazoa; Mollusca; Gastropoda; Neomphalida; Peltospiridae
Exons: 6
Coding region: 1-774 (257 amino acids)
Source: RefSeq, a predicted model, not a curated record
AUGUGUUAUUCAGUGUUGCUGUUGCUAUCUCCGUCUGCCCUGGGAUGUAUCGAGAGCUGCACCCAGCAGUUUAAUCUCGACAUGCAGGCCGCCCUGAUGGGGGACACGACCUUGGCAGCUGCCAUGAGCUGUGCGGCCAUCACGAAACACAUACAGUGUCUGCAGCGGGUUGAAGCUAGCUGCACUCUGAACACGAACUAUCAGAUGCUCCAUCAAAGCACGCUAUCCGCCGCCCAGCAGAAAUACAACCAGUUCUGCCAAGGGGUGUCCGGCAUGGGCAGCGUCUCCAACUGUGGAGGCCAAUACAUGGUGUGCAACGAGCAACUCAACAGCACCUUCAACGUCGCCAUGGCAUCGUUCGAUAUUCAAAAAGCAUGCAUAUCUCUGAACAAUUACUCCUCGUGUGUUGAGAACAUGAUCACAUUGCCCAACUGCGGCCAGCUGUCUCAACAGGCAAUGCGGACAGUGGCCAUUCUCAUGUCCAAAUAUGGUCCUUCCUGCCAGGCAGAUACAAUUAAAGAAGGACAGACUAUUGCAAGCUGCAUGAACCGAACAAUGCAGUGUUUAGACAGUUUUAAAGAUACAUUCUCUAUCGCUGUGAACGCUUCUGAUAUGCCUACGAUGUGUCAGGCUCUCGGCCAAUACACGACGUGUAUAGAGAAUCUUCGACAGGACACGACAUGCAGUCAGUACGUGGCGCACGCCCUGGUGAACAUCGAAACACUGCGGUCACAACACCGUGUGGCGUGUGGGCCAGGUAGAAACCAGGGCUGAGUUCAGCCAGACCGAACAGAAAGAAAAACGUUCGCAAGACAGAUGUAUGCGUUUAGCGUAAAUACCAAAUGACCACAUCAGGGCCGAGUUCAGCCAGACCGAACAGAAAAAAAUGUUCGCAAGUCAGAUGUAUGCGCUUAGCGUAAAUACCAAAUGACCACACCAGGGCUGAGUUCAACCCGACCGAGCUGAAAAACGUCCACUAGACUGGUUUAUCCGCUUCAUAUUAAACUAAAUGGCCACGUCUGGAACCAAUAAAAUAGUUCACGAAUGUUAGCAAAACGUUCGUUGGCUGAACUUGGGGAUAGCUCAUAUUCAGUGAGCCGUUCCAGAAGUGGUAAUUGGUUUAAUGUGUAGCGUAAAAGCCAGUCGUAAAAAUCGUUAGCAACUAACGGUUGGUUGAACUUACCACAGAGACCCGUCAAAUAGGGCUGAGUUCAGCCAGACCGAGCAGAAAAAACGUUCGCAAGGCUGGCGUAUGUGUUUCAUGUUUAACCAAAAUGGCCAUAUCAGGACUACGUUCAGCCAGCCGCUUUUUGCUAAACGUUUGCAAACUGUUUUGACUGGUUCCCGAAGUAGUCAUUAGGUUUAAUGUGUAGCGUAAAAAAACAGUGCCACUCAGCAAUUCAAAUUCACUCUGGGUUGACAAGAACACGACCAUUUGAAAAGAAACGUGCUCGUAUCUUUAAAAAACAUUGUAUUAAACAAAUGUUUGACAGCCAAUAGUCGAUGAUUAAGAACUUUCCCUAACUGAGCAGGUACAAUUACCCCCCCCCCCCCACUCCCCCUCCCCCCCGCCCCAGUUACUAUUUCUUGAUUGUCAUUUUUUUCACAGAUAUGCAAUGCAGUUUAUUCUACAGUUAGCACCAAUGUCACGGAGGGUUUUUUCUCAUAACAUUAAGCACACAGUCACAGGUUAUAGUAUCUUUAAAAACAGUGUAUUAAACAUUGAUCUGGGCGGGACAUACAGGUAGCUCAGUGGUAAAGUGCUUGCCUGAUGCGCGGCCAGUAUGGGAUCGACCCCCGUCUGUCUCUAUGUCUGUCUCUAUGUCUGUCUGUCUCUUGGUAUAUCUGUCUCUGUAUGUCUGUGUGUGGUGCUUUCUGUGUCUGUCUAUCACUUACCUACAUAUCCCUGUCAGACAGACAGGUCGUUCCAGCCAGUGACCACGACUGAUAUAUCAAAGACCAUGGUAUGUGCUAUCCUGUCUAAUGUAUGGUGCAUACAAAAUAUCCUUUGCUACUAAUUGAUAAAUGUAGCGGGUUUCCUUU